AGCAUCUGGACGAUUCGACCAAUCAGCGCGUCUGAUUUGGACAGACACGCCCACCCCUUUUCCUGCUUUUCCACACCCACUGCCAACACACCCAAGACGUGAGGAUCACUCCCACAUCUGCAGCCUCCACCGACGCUUCUUCUCAUUCAUCUCUCCAAAUAGCCAUCAUGGUGUCCCAUAAGGAGUUUGUAGGUGCAGGGAAACAGCCGGGCUUGCAGGUGUGGCGUAUCGAGGACAUGGACCUGAAGCCCGUUCCCAAGGCCCUGCAUGGCAACUUCUACACGGGAGAUGCGUACUUGCUGCUCUUCACCACUGCGGCCCCUUCCUACAACAUCCACAUGUGGCUGGGUGACGAGUGCUCGCAGGACGAGAGCGGCACGGCGGCCAUCUUUGCCACGCAGCUGGACGACUUCCUGGGUGGUGGACCGGUGCAGUUCAGGGAGCUGCAGCGUUCCGAGUCCAACACUUUCCUGGGCUACUUCAAGUCCGGCAUCAAGUACCAGGACGCCAUGUUACCAGACGCUUCUGCCUCGCAGAAAGGCGGCGUGGCGUCUGGUUUCCAACAUGUGGUGACCAACGACAUGAAUGUGAAACGACUGCUUCACAUCAAAGGUCGCAGGGCCAUCAGAGCCACGGAGGUGGACAUGUCCUGGUCCAGCUUCAACAAGGGAGACUGCUUCAUCGUUGACCUGGGAAAGGACAUCUACCAAUGGUGUGGCAGCGAGUGUAACCGCUUCGAGAGGCUGAAAGCCUCCCAGGUGGCCAUCGACAUCAGAGACAACGAGCGAAACGGGCGCGCCAAGCUGUACAUGGUGGAGGAGGGCGAAGAGCCUGCAGCCAUCAUAGAGGUGCUGGGGCCCAAAACGGCAAUUGCACCGAGUACUCCUGACGAUGACAAAGUGGACUCCUCCAAUCGGAAGAAGGCUGCCCUCUACAUGAUUUCGGACGCAUGUGGUCCCAUGAAGCUGUCUAGCGUGGCCCCAUCCAGUCCCUUCAAACAGGCCAUGUUGUCUCUGGAUGAGUGCUACAUUCUGGACAAUGGCGUGGACAGUAACAUCUUUGUUUGGAAAGGUCCAAAGGCCAACCCAUCAGAACGUAAAGCCGCCAUGUCUGCCGGUCAGAAGUUCAUUACGGACAAAGGAUACAGCAAAAAGACGAAGAUCCAAGUACUUCCUGCUGGAGCUGAGACAACCUUGUUCAAGCAGUUCUUCAUUGACUGGAAGGACAAAGACGAGACCACCGGUCCGACGAAGGCCUUCACUAUUGGUCAUAUCGCUCGAGUGGAACAGGUGCCGUUUGACGCGGCCAGCCUGCACGCCAAUAAAGCCAUGGCGGCUCAGCACAACAUGGUGGAUGACGGCAGCGGCAAAGUGGAGAUCUGGCGUGUGGAGAAUGGAGAAAAGGUUCCCGUGGAUCCUUCAGGUCACGGUCACUUCUAUGGCGGCGACUGUUACCUCAUCCUCUACAGCUACAAAAAUGGACACAUCAUCUAUACUUGGCAGGGGCUGAAGGCUACACAAGAUGAACUUGCCGCUUCAGCGUUCCUCACUGUCAAGCUGGAUGACUCAAUGGGUGGAUCCCCAGUUCAGGUGAGGGUAACUCAGGGUCAGGAGCCCCCCCACCUGAUGAGCGUGUUCAAAGGCAAACCUAUGAUCAUCCACAGCGGGGGAACGUCACGUAAAGGUGGACAGACUCAAACCGGAGCUACUCGCCUCUUCCACAUCCGGCAGAGCUCCUCCCACAACACCCGCGCGGUGGAGGUUGACGUGUCUGCUACCAACCUGAACACCAAUGACGUGUUCGUGCUGAAGUCGCCCGGCGGGCUGUUUGUGUGGCGAGGUGUGGGCGCCAGUGAUGAUGAAAUGCAGGCCGCCAAGCAUGUGGUGAGCUUCCUCGGGGGAAACGCCAGCUCUGUUUCAGAGGGAAAAGAGCCAGCUGCUUUCUGGUCCGCCCUGGGUGGUAAGAAGGAAUACCAGACCUCCAAGGCUCUGCAGAAAGUGAUCAAAGCUCCACGUCUCUUUGGCUGCUCCAACAAAACCGGAAGACUCAUCGUUGAAGAAGUACCCGGAGAUUUUACCCAAUCUGACCUGGCCACUGAUGACGUCAUGAUUCUGGAUACCUGGGGCCAACUCUUUCUUUGGGUUGGCAACGAGGCGAAUGCGCAGGAAAGGGCUGGCGCUCCCAAAAUAGCGAGAGAAUACCUGGAUUUGGACCCAGCCGGCCGUAAGGGGCUGCCCAUCACCACCAUCAAACAGGGAGCAGAGCCGCCAACCUUUACCGGCUGGUUCCAUGCUUGGGACCCCAAGAUGUGGGAGACAGAUCCGUUGGAGAGAAUCCGGGCCCGUUUCUGAGCACCAAACUCCUCUGAAUCUUUGGCUAGCUUUGCACCUAUUUAGCACCUGUUGCCGUUAUUUUCUUACCUGAUUCCCUAAGUGCCAAAAAGCAAGCUUGCAAAUAGACUGGAAGACUGAUACCAUGCCCUGGUGGACCGGGGGGAGGGGGGGGGGGUGCAGUGGUUUAGGAAAGGAUGCUGUCCCUCUUUAUCUUUUACUCCUCAGACUUGUCAGCUUCAUUCUCUCAGCUUAAAAGUAGGAAACCGUAUAUGCACCACAAAUAUAUCGUCAUGCUCUUCUCCCAUGCGGCCAUUUUAUGUUAGUUUUGUUUUGUUUUCAGUACUGGAUUGCUGUACUUGCUAGAACUUGCACGCAGCAUUUGUGUGUUUUUUUAAUCCUGCUGUGAAAGUUAUAUGCAUGCACAUCAUUUAGCAGUGUUCAAAGAAUGCUUUCGUGAUGACUUUUAAAUAAAACUCAAGAGUUUGAAA
Messenger RNA from Doryrhamphus excisus (bluestripe pipefish), 2821 nucleotides. The record is from RefSeq and is a predicted model, not a curated record. NCBI's taxonomy places the organism in Eukaryota, Metazoa, Chordata, Actinopteri, Syngnathiformes, Syngnathidae.